Messenger RNA from Polistes dominula (European paper wasp), 1063 nucleotides. RefSeq names its product histidine protein methyltransferase 1 homolog. Gene Ontology annotation, biological process: peptidyl-histidine methylation, to form tele-methylhistidine. Gene Ontology annotation, cellular component: nucleus. Gene Ontology annotation, molecular function: protein-L-histidine N-tele-methyltransferase activity. NCBI's taxonomy places the organism in Eukaryota, Metazoa, Arthropoda, Insecta, Hymenoptera, Vespidae. The record is from RefSeq and is a predicted model, not a curated record.
UAUUAUUAUAUUAAAUUUAUUUUAUUUUAAUUUGUUAAAAUGGUGAUAAGAAAAUUACCUGAAAUUAAAUUUUAUAGUAUAUAGUGUGUGUUCUAUUUAAAUUAACAUUUUUAUCAAGAUUUAUGAGUAAAUUAUAAUAAAAAGGAUAAAAUGUUUAAAUUUGGAUUUUCCGAAAAAAAUCAUGCUAAAGAAAAUAAUAUUGAUAAAGAAAAAUCUACUCUUGAAUGGAUUAAUGCAUCGAGGAUUGAAUUAACUUCAUUUAAUUACGAUCGAAAUUUUGAACCUGAUGAAUAUUUAGAAACGAAAAUCUUUGAUGAAAUAAAAUUAAAAUUAAUCCGUUCUGACCAAGUACUGUGUAAUUUAAUAAAAAAUAAUUCAGUAAAUAUUAUUGAAGCAGAAUCACAGCAUUCUGAUCUUAUACCUGCUAAAUAUGAAGGUGGUUUGAAGAUAUGGGAAUGUACUUACGAUCUGAUUGAAUAUUUAAUUAAAGAGAAUAUAACAUUUGAAAAUAAGUUAGUUUUGGAUUUAGGUUGUGGUACUGGAAUAAUUGGAUUAGUAGCACUCCUGAAAGGUUCUCUCGUUCAUUUUCAAGAUUAUAAUGCAGAAGUAAUCAAAUCAGUUACUAUAUCAAAUGUUCUAUUAAAUUUUGAAAACAAACGUAAAAUAUUAGAUAAGUGUGAAUUUUAUUGCGGUGAUUGGGCAUCAUUUGUAAAUCUUUUCAAUAAAGAUGAGAAUCAAAAGUAUGACUUCAUUUUUACCAGCGAAACUAUUUACAAUCCUGAUAAUCAUAGAAAAUUAUAUGAAGUUUUUAAGAAGAGAUUGAAACCUAAUGGCAUUGGAUUCGUAGCUGCGAAGACAUAUUAUUUUGGUGUGGGAGGUGGGAUGCGUCAAUUUGAAACUAUUGUAAAGGAGGAUCAAAUGUUCGACACUGAAGUGGUAUGGAAAAAUUCACAAGGCCUACAAAGGGAAAUAUUAAAGCUUACCUGGCUUAAAAAUAAAAUAAAAUAAAAUAAAAUAAAAAUAAAAAGAAUAUGUGUACACAAACCAAUUGAAAUUGAAAAGC